This is a messenger RNA of Phoenix dactylifera (date palm), 1753 nucleotides long. RefSeq lists its product as uncharacterized. The record is from RefSeq and is a predicted model, not a curated record. NCBI's taxonomy places the organism in Eukaryota, Viridiplantae, Streptophyta, Magnoliopsida, Arecales, Arecaceae. Gene Ontology annotation, molecular function: protein binding.
ACUCGAUUCCCCGAGAGCCGUUUCCCAGACGCUCUUUUCUACAAAAAGGACUCUCUCGUCGCUCCUCAUCAGUCAUCUCCUUCCCCCUUCCAAAAACCUAACCCAACCGCUCCAUGGAGAACUACUCCUACCCCUCCUACCCGGACUCCGGCGACUGCUCCCCUCGAUCCCGCGAGAUCGAGUGCGAGAACUCCGUCUCCUGGGACGAGCCCCCACCGCCGUCCGCCGCCGCCCGCAUCAAGCUUAUGAUUAGCUACGGCGGCCGCAUCCAGCCCCGUCCCCACGACAACCAGCUAUCCUAUGUCGGCGGCGACUCCAAGAUCCUCACCAUCGACCGCUCCAUCCGCUUCCCCGCCCUCCUCUCCAAGCUCGCCUCCCUCGCCAACCUCGACGACCACCUCUGUUUCAAGUACCAGCUCCCCGGCGAGGACCUCGACGCCCUCAUCUCCGUCACCAACGAUGAGGAUCUCGACCACAUGAUGCUCGAGUACGACCGCCUCCACCGCUCCGCCGCUAAACCCACCGCCCGCCUCCGCGUCUUCCUCUUCCCCCUCAAUCCCCCGCCCCCCUCCGCCGCCCUUCUCGACCCCAAGCCCGACCGCCAGUGGUUCGUCGAUGCCCUCAACUCCGUCCCCGUCCCCCCGCCCCUCGACACGGUCGCCGCCUCUCCCCCGCCCCCCACGACUGCGGUCAAGGCGGCGUUGCCGAGUCCCGAUUUCCUCUUCGGCCUCGACAAGGGCUCGGUGCCGCCACCGGCCGUUAAGGUCAAAGAUCCGGCCCCGGAGCAGCUCCCGGUUCUUGAAAAUGUCCAGGUGGAGGUCCCACCUAGGCCCGAUCUCGGGAAGGAGGAUCAGAGGCAGAUCGGAGGCGGGGAGACGACGCCGGCGGAGAUCCAGAGGCAGAUCCAGGAGCUCCAGCGCCUCCAGAUCGCGGAGAACCAGCAGCAGCAGGCGGCCAUCCAGCGGAACAGCAGCGAAGAAACCCUAGCUAGGGUUUACCCCGCGGAGUACUACCACCCGAGAGCCCAGGAGAAGGCACCACCGGCCCCGCCGCCUGUGACGACGCAGGUCCCGGCGGCGUACUGGCCGGAGCAGCGCGGCGUGGCGGCAGCCGGACGGUACUCCUCGGUCGCCGGCGGGGACCAGCCGGUCUACCUGAUCUCUAGGGCACCGGGCGUCUACCCAGGGGCCGCGGCGGCGGGGCAGGGGUAUUACGCGGCGCCGGUGCCGAGGGUCGUGCCGACGGACGUCUACCGCGACGCGGCGGCGCCUACUCCGGCGGCGGUCUAUGCGGUGCCGCCCCAGGCGUCGGCCAAGGUGGUGGGGCAGUACGCUCCGGAGGGAGCGCGGGUUCCGGCGCAGGGUGUGGUGGACUCGACAGCCUAUCAGGUGAUGUACGAUAGCGCGGGGCGGGCGGUUUACUACACGAACGCGGUCCCCACGUAUCAGACGGUCACGAGUGUGGCUCAUACCCCGGAGGUGAAGCCGGUGAAGCCAUCGCCGGCUUCUUAGAGCGAGCGAGCCAAAGACCAAGGACGACGAUCUGAUGAUCUCUGUCCCUUUUUUUUUUCCUUUAAUUUUUCCACGCUGCUGCUUAUGUUUUCGUUGUUCCUCUAGUUUGUGCGCUUGUUUAGGUGUUCUCUAAUGACAUCACCGUGGGUGUUUUUUUUUUUUUUUGGUACAAAUCACCGUGGUUUUUCGUGGAUGUAAAUACGUAUAUAUGCAUAUAAUAUAAUGGGAAUGUUACUAGAAUA